Molecule: messenger RNA, 1108 nt
Organism: Spinacia oleracea (spinach)
Lineage: Eukaryota; Viridiplantae; Streptophyta; Magnoliopsida; Caryophyllales; Amaranthaceae
Product: GRF1-interacting factor 2
Exons: 4
Coding region: 188-769 (193 amino acids)
Source: RefSeq, a predicted model, not a curated record
AUGUAAACUUCAAUUUGGUCUCGUCUCCUACUGCCGCCUCUUUCUCUCUCUUCUCCCCCAACAUUUCCUCUGCCAAUCCCUGGACUUUUUGCUCCCCCUUUUUUAAUUAGGUUUUCAUUGCUUUCUUAAUACUGUAUUCCGCACUCUUCACUAUUCAAGAUAAACACUGCUACCAAGCAAGAGAAAGAUGCAGCAACAGCAACAUCAACAGCAGCAGCAACUACAGCAGCAACAACAAAUGUUCAACAUCCCGGCUUCGCAACCCACAAUCAUCAUUUCCACCGAACAAAUUCAAAAGUAUCUUGAUGAGAACAAGCAGCUGAUUUUGGCAAUUAUGGAAAGUCAGAACAUGGGGAAAAUCAAUGAAUGUGCCCAGUAUCAAGCUCAGCUACAGAAAAACUUAAUGUACUUGGCUGCCAUUGCUGAUGCUCAACCACCAGCAUCAACAGGACCUUCUCAGCCUCAGAUUCCCAUGCAAUCGUCCAUUCCUCAAGGCCCGUUCAUGCCACCUCCUAAAUCUGCAGCUAGUCCGCAGCAGCAAACAGGUCCCAGAAUGCCCUUUGUCCUGCAAUCGUUUGAUCAACAGUCACCCCAAAUGCAAUACCAACAGUCUAUGUCAGGUUCGAUGGGGAUGAGAAUGGGAGGUAACAAUGGUUUACGCCCUGCUGCUGUCCACACUGGAUUCGGAGGUCCGACACAUGUGAUGGAUUCACGCAACAGACAACAAGAUGGUUCUGAAGCCGGUCCUGGUGAUGAUCAUGGGAAGUGAUCCGGUAAGGUGGGCCCCGAGAGGGUCGUGGGACCCACUGGUUUUGACCCGGCAGGUGACGCUGGGUUAAAAUAGGUGAAUUUGGUAUUGUUUUUGCCAAGUUCAAUAAUUUUGCAUAGAAGGGUUUGCUGUGUACGUCAGGCAAUUGCAGGCGGUUACGCCUGUAUUAGGAGAGAUGGGUUAGAUGGUAAUGUGUCAAUGCUAGAUAUAUUUAAAGAAUCAAAGAUGGUUUGUGGUUGUCCUUUGGUAUGUUGCAGCCAGAACAAACAUUUCAUGUAUGCGUAACGAUAUAUUGUUCAUAGACUCACUUCACAGUUAAAUGAUGUUGGUAAUUAGUGA